This is a messenger RNA of Octopus sinensis (East Asian common octopus), 983 nucleotides long. RefSeq lists its product as uncharacterized. The transcript has 2 exons. The record is from RefSeq and is a predicted model, not a curated record. Bases 141 to 890 code for a protein of 249 amino acids. Lineage: Eukaryota; Metazoa; Mollusca; Cephalopoda; Octopoda; Octopodidae.
UGUGUAUGUGUGUGUAUGUGUGAGUGUGUGUAAGCAAAUGGUUUUGUUUAAAGCAGAAGAUAAAAGCAAAUUGUUAUAUUUACAUUGUUUGUCUGUCGUCUGCAAAGUUUUAAGACAACGAGCUGAUCGAACUCAAAGUCAUGAGGUCCACAACUGCAACGAUUAUAAUUGUAACAGUGUUCUGUAUGUUCUUUAAACAGCGUGUAGAGGGCGCCGACAACAUCCCUUCUGGUUCUCCCCUUCCUCAUCUCCUUCGUCUACCAGCGGGUUCCCAGGAAAGCAAACCAGCGAAUAACGCCGACGACAAAUCGUAUAUCAGACUUUGGAAAAGGAAGUUGAAGGACGGCGUUAACUAUGAAUACACGUACCACAACCCCGUUAAGAACGGAGCAAUCAACCAGCAGGGCUCGGUGACGCUUUUUAAAACCAAAGAUCCGAAAGGUGGUCAACCCAAAUCUACGGGUUACUUGAUUAGUUACCGAACAAGCGAAGACUUCAGUUUCACCAAUCCCCUUGACUCUGAUUGGGACGUUGCCAACAGUCCUUAUUACUACAACAAUAACAACAAAAACACCAACAACAACUACUACCAGAGCCCGUACAAAUACCGGACCGCUGACAAUGUCGGUACUCCGUACAGCCAUCCUUAUUCGCCGGACCACCAACACAACGGAAAUCCGGCGUUUCACGGCUAUCGGCGACCGACGUCGUUAACAACGUCCCCACCUCAUGCGACGGAGCCUCGGUGCUACGGUGAACGAAAUUUCGGCUACAACAGCAACGUAAUUUACUGCUGUAUGUAUGCCGACCGCCCUCAGCCUAGUUCUUCUCCUUACCCUAAACAUGUCUGUUGGCGCCAACAUAUCACAUGGGGCCGCCGCAUGCAAUAAAGUUAAAAAACCACCCACUCUUUAAGUUUGUAUUCAUGUGAUUGUUCCUUUAAUUUUUUUUACUUUUCAUUUUUAUCCGAAAACCAAGUAGGA